UUUCGAUCCCGAAAAUCAAAGCAAAACGCGCCUUUUCCUUUACACGUUAUCCUGACCUCUUUUUUUUUGUCCUCCUUUUUCAACGCGGUCCACCAUAAAAACAAUGCGAGAUAGUUACAAUGUUCGCAUAUUAGGCCAGUCGCUUUAUGAUAAAGUCGCUUCAAGUCGCGUACUAAUGGUGGGUGCUGGCGGCAUUGGUUGUGAACUUUUAAAGAAUCUCGUCUUGUCAGGAUUCAAGCACAUUGAAAUCAUUGAUUUGGACACGAUUGACAUUUCCAACCUGAAUCGACAGUUUCUGUUCCAAAAACAACACGUGAAAAAAUCGAAAGCUCAUGUAGCAAAAGAAUCAGCACUCAGGUUCAAUCCUUCUGUCGAUAUUGUGUCACAUCAAGCAAACAUCAAAGAUCCACAGUUUAAUGUCACUUGGUUCUCUCGGUUUACCAUUGUCUUUAACGCGCUAGAUAAUUUGGAGGCACGCCGACAUGUCAACCAGAUGUGCUUGUUCGCCAACAUUCCCUUGGUUGAAUCAGGCACAACGGGUUACCUUGGUCAAGCUUAUGUCAUUAGAAAGGAUGUCACUGAAUGCUUUGACUGUGAACCAAAACCGACGCCAACUACAUACCCCGUUUGCACUAUCCGCAGCACGCCUAGUCAACCUAUACAUUGCAUUGUUUGGGCAAAAAGUUAUCUAUUCAGUCAACUGUUUGGUAACUCUGAAGAAGAGGAUGAGGAUUUGCAAGUCAAAGACUCCGACAAGGAAAAUGCUCAAGAACUCGAAGCACUGGCACGGGAAACCGGGGAAUUAAAGGCAAUCAAAGCAGCCAUGGGAACCGAUGAAUAUGCCCAAAAGGUGUUUGACAAGGUGUUUACAUCCGAUAUUGAGCGACUUUUGUCCAUGAAAGAGAUGUGGAAAACCAGAGAAAAACCGGUACCGCUUUCGUACAGCGCUAUUGAAAAAGAGAGCCAUAAUGACUCGACUGAAACAGCCCAGAGUGGAUUGAAGGACCAACGAGUAUGGAAUGUCAAGGAGUGUGUUGGGAUGUUCAAAGACAGCAUCGAGAGAUUAUCCACACGACUACUGGAGCUGAAAGAAAAGACCAGUGAUGCCAUCUUAUCAUUUGAUAAAGAUGACGAUGAUGCAUUGGACUUCGUCACUGCCACAGCAAAUCUUCGUGCACAUAUCUUUGGAAUCCAGGAAAAGAGCAGAUUUGAAGUAAAAUCUAUGGCGGGCAACAUCAUUCCUGCUAUUGCAACCACCAAUGCAAUCAUCGCUGGUAUUGCUGUGAUGAAAGGAUUUGCUGUGCUCCGCGGUCAUGUCGAGACAAUCAAACGGACAUACUUGACAACAGUGGGCCGUCAGCGCCCGUUGCUUAUGCUGGAAGAUCCACCCAAACCGAAUCCAGAGUGCAAGGUGUGCCAAACAGUGAGUGCAACAGUAACUGUUGACUUUGAGCGGGCCAAGUUGAGCGAUCUUUUGGAGACGGCCAUUGUCAAGGGUGCCAGUCUCGACGCUGAAGAAGUAACAAUGAUGAAUGGAAACAAGAUUGUUUACGAUGUCGAUCUAGACGACAAUCUGCAAACACUGCUGACGGAUUUAGGCAUACACGCGGGCACGAUCCUUCGAGUGGCAUCGGAUGAUGACGAUGAAAUUGACUUGGUGCUGCAGGGACUGUAUGUAUAUAUACAACCAGUUGUUUUUGAUCAUUAUGGAUUGCUUGCUAAUACGACCACGCUAUAUUAGCGAUGAGGAGAACAUAGAUGCUGCUGCUGCUGCUGCUGUGCCUGCUGUUCAGCUUGUCGGAGGACCUAUUCAGAAGAGGGUGAAAAAGAAGGUGACACCCGCAGCGGGUGGUGAAAAGCGUCCACUGCCCGACGACGAGGGUGAACCAGUAGAAGCAAGCUCUAGCAAACGGUCGAAACUGGAACAACAGCAGCAAGUGGUGGUGAUUGAUGACGACGACACGAUCGUGCUGGACUGAGCACAAGG
Zychaea mexicana is the source of this 1987-nucleotide messenger RNA. RefSeq lists its product as uncharacterized. The transcript has 11 exons. Bases 104 to 1741 code for a protein of 545 amino acids. NCBI's taxonomy places the organism in Eukaryota, Fungi, Mucoromycota, Mucoromycetes, Mucorales, Lichtheimiaceae. The record is from RefSeq and is a predicted model, not a curated record. Gene Ontology annotation, cellular component: cytoplasm; SUMO activating enzyme complex. Gene Ontology annotation, molecular function: SUMO activating enzyme activity. Gene Ontology annotation, biological process: protein sumoylation.